AUGGAACCUGCCGUCAUAGUCGAACAGAACGAUGAGCCUGUCACUGAGGACCAGCCGAUUGACCCCAAACAAUUAACCGAGCUGCCGGUUAGUCCCAAGCAAUCGGCUAGUCUUAGCCAGUCAUUCUCUCAGCUAGUACCAAGCGACCAGUCUGUCCGAGGCUGUCAGUCAACCCCAAACCACCUCCAGGCACCACCGCCAAGCUGGUGA
Molecule: messenger RNA, 210 nt
Organism: Penicillium odoratum
Lineage: Eukaryota; Fungi; Ascomycota; Eurotiomycetes; Eurotiales; Aspergillaceae
Exons: 1
Coding region: 1-210 (69 amino acids)
Source: RefSeq, a predicted model, not a curated record